AUGGGACAAAGAAUUUGUUUCUUCGUUCUCUUCUCUCUAUCCUUGUUUUCCCGGAUAGCAGCACAAGACCGUGCACCCCACGGGCUAGCUUACCAGAGCCCAAUAGCCUUAUCUCCUACGGCAUAUGAAUUUUUUCACCCUAAUGAUCAUCAAGACUCUUGUACUAAAUCAAACUGUGCACCAAUUCCAUUAGCAGCUCAAGUGCAUGAAAUGCAGUCUGAAGCAGCAACAACAGAAACUUCCCCAUUGACACGUACUACUGCUUUUGGAGCGGGAACGAUUGCUGGCCCUGCUAUUGCAGCCAUAAUCGUUCUCUGCUUGGCGAUGGGCAUCUACUAUGUGGCAAAGACUCGUCAAGAAAAUGUCAAUCGUACUAAACCUAUCCAACCAAAUGUUUAA
Chenopodium quinoa (quinoa) is the source of this 399-nucleotide messenger RNA. RefSeq lists its product as uncharacterized. Bases 1 to 399 code for a protein of 132 amino acids. The transcript has a single exon. NCBI's taxonomy places the organism in Eukaryota, Viridiplantae, Streptophyta, Magnoliopsida, Caryophyllales, Amaranthaceae. The record is from RefSeq and is a predicted model, not a curated record.